AUGGAUACGUGCGUGGACCCCAACGUACCGCCGUGGAAGUUGGAGCUGAUCAACAGGAGACGGACGAGAAACAGUCAAUCAAAGUGCGGUGGCGGUGGCGGCGGCGGCAAUAACGAGCAACAACUACAGGUAAAACCAGUUCAAUGGACCUGGUCCCCCCCCACCACUCAACACUUUCUCCAGCAGCCGAACGUCGCCGCCGCCGCCCAGAUACCGAUGCCGCAGCCGCCGCAUCAGCAGCAGUCCACAGUCGUAGUCGGCACCGCCGUGUGUCCCACCAGCAUGAGGCUGUUCAAGUGCGAGGCCACCGCUAUCAUGACCAAUUUCAAGAAAAAUCCGCAGAUCAACCGCUGUCGAUCAAAAUUCAAAACCAAACCGCAGAUCAUCACCGAGAUCACCAAUGGCCUGGACUACCAUUCGGAUUCCAGCGAAGAGUUCAAGUACGGGCCGGGCAUCGUGAACAAACUCAAGUCCAAGUACAUGAGCAUGACGGUGCGCGAACAAAAACCCAGACCGUCGUUGCGCCGGUCCACCAGCAUGGACAACAUCGUUGACGACAAGCGGCUCAUCGACAAACCCAAACUCUACUCGCAGCCGGACGUUGUCAGUAUGGCAGCCACCGUCAAGAGUGAGACCAUGAAACGGGCCCGUUCCAUGGAGACUCUGUCCGAUCCGCAUUCGGGCAACACCAACGGCUACAUGGAUGAACAACAGCCGAAAACAACAAAUGGUGAUUUGCCGCCACCCGAUGUCGUCAAAACGUAUAAAAAAAUAUUUGAAACCAAAACACAGACCGAACUGAAGCCCAUCAAGAUAAAGCCUGCAAUACUGCCUAAGCCGAUGAUGAGCCCAGAAAAAUCACGUCCGGCUAGAAUGAACAAAGCGCCAUUGAAGAAAAUGUCCCCACCGAUUAAAUAUCCAAACAGAUUAAAAAAGAAGGAGUCGUUGGGUUUUGAUCGUUCCAAACCAUUGAUCAAUGAUGAGGUUAGUUCUAGCCAAGAUGAAUCAUCUAUGUCGUCUGACGAUGGUGGAUCACAACGACACAGGGUUACUAUUAAAGCUGCCAUUACUGCAACAGCUAUUGAUAAUAAACCAAUAUCAAUACAAACCAAGCAGAUAUGCGUUAUCAGACCAACAACCAGAACUACUUUACAGCCUGAAGAAACUACAAAUGCUCAAUUGUCUGAUAAAGAAAUAGAAAAAAAAUUUAUAAAUAAUAGUAAUAAUAGUACCAAUAAUAUCAAUAAUACCAAUAGUACCAAUAAUACCAACGGUGAAAAAAGAAUAAGUGGCCUAUGGGAUAAAAAACGUUGGGAUAAUCAUGAAAACAGUGUAGUUUUUAAUUUUGUCAACAGAAAAGGAGUCCCAAACUAUAUUGACAGUGAAGGUCCAGUGCAGAGAAGAGACAAUUCUUAUGGAGUUAAAGAUGGUUGUAUCAUGUUGGACGCUCAUUGUGAAGAAUCAAGUACUGAUGAUAUUGACAAUGUAAAUAAUGAUAAUUAUGUUACUUUUGUUGGUGACAAUAUUAUAAUUGGUCGUUCAAACCUUCGAAAAGAAAAUUCACCGACGAAAAAAGACCUCCGCAUAAAAUUCUCCGACGUACUCGAAACGACGCACGAAUAUCCGUCUGAAGCAUCGAUGUUAGUCGAAGAGGAGUCUACAAAAAACGACGAUUCUACAACCAUGUCGCCAAAAAGUAAAUUCGGCAAUUACAUUCCAAGUAAAUUGGGACCAAAUGAAGAAGCAUUCCUCGGUGAAUAUGGUGUGAGCAGAAGUAAUAUGAAACCCGUAAAACGCGCGGUUGAUAAAAACGAAGAAGACAUGUCAGUGAUGGACACAUAUGUGCCCUGGAGUGAAGAAACUACACCCGAUCUCUUGUUUUGA
Messenger RNA from Macrosiphum euphorbiae (potato aphid), 1884 nucleotides. The record is from the annotation of a GenBank genome assembly. Lineage: Eukaryota; Metazoa; Arthropoda; Insecta; Hemiptera; Aphididae.